CUCAGCAUGGCAAUAGGAAGUGUUAUUUGCGGAGUAAAUACUCCAAAAACAAAAAGAAAGAAAAACAAGACUCAAGAACGCAGUUGGAUAGAAGCGACAUUUCAAAAAAGAGAAUGUACGAAAUUUAUACCAAGCGCAAAAGAUGAACACAGGCUUGAAGAAGUUCGGGGAGAUAAAUCUGCCGAGUACGAUGUAGUCACGUCUUCCAGAUGUUGUUGUGGUCAUUCCUAUACUCAUCAUUGUGGGACAGGGGCAGACGUACAAAAUUAUGCAACUGGAAAUGCAGCUGAAGUAGAAAGGGAUCAGUGGUCACCAGGAAAAAAUACACGUUCUUUAGCUACUGAUGCAUAUGGUACUAUCGAGUUUCAAGGUGGCCCUCAUCCUACUAAAGCUCAAUAUGUUCGACUAUCCCAUGACACUCGACCAGAGCCAAUAGUUCAACUUUUAUGUCGCGAAUGGAAUUUAGGUUUACCAAGAUUAUUGAUAACCGUUCAUGGAGGUAGAUCUAAUUUUGAACUUCAGCCAUCUUUGAAAAAGGUAUUACGUAAAGGGCUUUUAAAGGCCGCUAAGACUACUGGAGCAUGGAUAUUUACAGGAGGGACAAAUACUGGCGUUACACGUCAAGUAGGCGAUGCUUUAUUAUUAGAACGUGCACAGCGACAAGGUCGUGUUGUCAGUAUAGGAAUUGCACCUUGGGGAAUACUCGAAAAAAACCACGAAUUAGUAGGACGAGGAAAUGAAGUCCCUUAUGACUCAAUAUCAUCUCCGUGGUCAAAAUAUGCGGUGUUAAAUAAUCGUCAUGCUUACUUUUUGCUUGUCGAUAAUGGUACUGGUGGGCGAUAUGGCGCUGAAAUAGUAUUACGACGGAAACUCGAAAAAUAUAUAUCAAAUUUAAAAUUACAACCAUAUACACAUAGUAGCAUUCCAGUCGUUGCAUUAGUUAUUGAGGGUGGAACUAAUACUGUCAGAUCGGUUCUCGAAUACGUUACUGAUGAUCCUCCUGUUCCCGUGGUUGUUUGCGAUGGAACGGGACGGGCUGCAGAUAUUAUUGCUUUCAUGCAUAAGUAUGCAGUUGAGGGCGAUAGUGAUAGUACAAGUGAUGUUCGUUUGGAAAGUAUGAAAGAACAUUUAUUCGAAAAAAUUAAAGAUACUUUUAAAGUUUCGCAAGAUCAAGCAGCACAAUUAUAUUCUGAAUUACUUCAAUGUACUCGUAAAAAACAUUUAAUCACUGUGUUCAGGAUAACUCAAGAUGGACCACAUGAACUUGAUCAAACAAUUUUGACUGCAUUAUUCAAAUCACAACAAUUAUCUCCAACUGAACAAUUAUCAUUAGCGCUCAUAUGGAAUAGAGUUGAUAUUGCUCGUAGUGAAAUUUUUGUUUAUGGUCAAAAAUGGCCGCCUGGUUCCUUAGAACAGGCAAUGAUGCAAGCUUUACAACACGAUAGAAUUGAUUUUGUAAAACUUCUUCUUGAAAAUGGCGUACCAAUGAGAAAAUUUUUAUCUAUACCACGUUUGGAAGAAUUAUACAAUACCAAAGAAGGACCAUCAAAUACAUUAGGUUAUAUUCUCCGAGAUGUACGACCACACAUUCCUCGUGGUUAUAUGUAUACCCUUCAUGAUAUUGGUCUUGUUAUCAAUAAACUCAUGGGUGGAGCAUAUCGAGCUCAAUAUACUCGUAGAAAAUUCCGAAUGGUUUACGCCAAAGUUAUGAAGCGUUCAGGAAUUCAUAAUAUGUCAGCCCAUCGAAACAGUACGGCUGUAGCAAUGGCACGUUAUUAUACGGGAUUCGGAGAAAAGUCUAAUGGUUUAACUAUGAGUCUAUUAGCUGAAACACUGCCAGCAAAUCGAGAUACACCUUUAUUCGAUUAUCCAUUUAAUGAAUUACUUAUAUGGGCUGUGUUAACAAAACGACAGCAAAUGGCACUUUUAAUGUGGCAACAUGGCGAAGAAGCUUUAGCGAAGGCUCUUGUUGCUUUAAAAUUAUAUAAAGCUAUGGCCCAUGAAGCAGCUGAAGAUGAUCUAGAAACUGAAGUUUAUGAUGAGCUCCGUGGUUACGGAAAAGAAUUUGAAAAUAUUGCUUUGGAAUUGUUAGAUUAUUGCUAUCGACAAGAUGAUGACCAAACUCAACAGCUAUUAACUUCUGAACUUCAAAAUUGGUCUGGACAAACUUGCUUAUCCCUUGCAGUAACAGCUAACCAUCGACCGUUACUAGCUCAUCCAUGCAGUCAGAUUAUUUUAGCAGAUUUAUGGAUGGGUGGUCUGCGAACACGAAAAAAUACGAAUUUAAAGGUGGGUCUUGGAUUGCUAUUUCCGCCAUAUAUAGCACAACUAGAAUUUAAGACUCGAGAAGAGCUGCAGUUGAUGCCUCAGACGCAAGAAGAACAUUUAAUUGCUUUAGAAGAUGAAAAUGAGGACAGUGAAUCAGAGCACGGUGCUUCACCAGGACCAGACGUUGAGAAACGGCCACGCAGAAGUCUCAGUAUUUGCAACAAACCUGACAAUCAACCGGGCAUAAAGGCUCUGAUAACCAAUGAGCAUAAUCCUGCCAUCAUCAAAGAAACAAUAGUUCAAGAAAAUGGCAAAGUUCUCACUGAAAUAGAUGACAAUCUUCAUCGGCCUUAUGGUAUUUUAUCAGAAUAUUAUGAUAAUAAAACUAACAGGCCAUUACGUCUAAAAAAAAAGUUAUGGGAAUUUUAUACAGCACCAAUAACUAAAUUUUGGGCAAAUGCCAUAGCAUACAUACUAUUUCUGAUUUUUUUCUCGUAUUCUAUCCUCGUUCGAAUGGAAGAGUAUCCAGGAUGGACAGAAAUUUAUUCAAUAGCUUAUAUAUGCACAUUGGGAUGUGAAAAAAUUCGAGAAAUCGCAACAUCAGAACCCGCCACUUUAUCACAUAAAUUUAGCGUUUGGUCAUGGAAUAUGUGGAAUCCAUGUGAUGCUGGCGCUAUAAUUAUAUUCAUUAUUGGCUUAGGACUCAGAUUUCGUCAAUCAACAUUUGAUUAUGGUCGUGUUAUCUACUGUGCGGAUAGUAUAUAUUGGUAUCUUAGAAUUCUCAAUAUUCUUGGUGUCAAUAAAUAUCUUGGUCCGUUGGUUACUAUGAUGGGUAAAAUGGUGAAAAAUAUGAUAUACUUUGUUGUUCUUUUACUUGUGGUAUUGAUGAGUUUUGGGGUAGCAAGGCAGGCAAUUUUAAAUCCCAAUGCAGAACCGAAAUGGCAAAUACUUCGAGAUAUAUUUAUGGAGCCGUAUUUUAUGCUUUAUGGAGAAGUGUAUGCAAACAAUAUCGAUCCUGAUUGUGGCGAAGAACCUAGUAUGAAACCGUGUUUACCAGGUCGAUGGAUAACGCCAGCCGUUAUGUCGAUUUAUUUAUUAGUAGCUAAUAUUCUUUUGAUAAAUCUUUUGAUAGCUGUUUUUAACAAUAUUUUUAUUGAAGUAAAUGCGGUAGCUCAUCAAGUAUGGAUGUUUCAAAGAUUUACUGUAGUAAUGGAAUAUGAGCAAAAACCUGUUUUACCUCCUCCAUUUAUUGCAGUAAGUCAUCUAUAUUUAUUAGGCAAAUAUUUAUUACGGUAUAUAACACAAGGUGAAAUGCGCUCUGGAGAAACGUAUGAUAAUGGUUUAAAGCUUUUCUUAGAGGCUGACGAUAUGGAGCGUUUAUAUGAUUUUGAGGAAGAUUGUGUCGAAGGUUAUUUUAGAGAGCAAGAAUUAAAGCUUCAAAUGUCAACGGAAGAACGUGUUAAAGUUACAACUGAGAGAGUAGAAAAUAUGCAUCAAAAAAUUGAAGAUAUUGAUAAAAAAGAACACAAUCAGAAUGCUUCACUACAAGCUGUUGAAUUUCGUAUUCGGAAACUUGAAGAUCUAAACGAACAAACUUUAGCUUGUCUUGGUGUUAUUCAUCGUUUUAUGGCAACUCAUAUGUCUGAUGAAAAUUUAGCUAAUCUAGAUGGUGGUGAAAUGCGUCCAAGAAGAGUUUCUGAAAGAUCUGAAUUGGUAUCUGAUACUGAGUCUCAUACUCAUAUUCCCACUGUAUUACGACAGAAACGUUUAAUACGAUCAUUAACUGAUGCAACAGUGCGUCACAGCCCAUUUGUUGACGACGAAACUUUAAAACACUCAGAGACUUUAACAUCUCGUGAAAAUCUUAGCAGAAAUGGAUCUUCUUCUAGUGGUGAUAUUCCUACAACAGGACCAGAUGAUAAGAAAACAUUAACAACUAGUCAAGAAGAAAGUGCUGAAAGUAAAGAUAUUAAUGAACCUGAAUUGAAACCACUUAGGCGAGAAGUUGAACGAGAUACAAGUAGUGAUAUAGCAAUAUCAGAUAUGCGGCAAGAUUCUUCAGAACGCCCGACUAGACAAAGCAGUCGAACUCGAUCAGAAUCUGAUGAUGCUGUAUUGCUUGCACCACCUGGCUUACAACGAGGAAUUAAAUGGGGUGAACCUCGUGUUGCGAUGAUCCCUCCAGGAUCUUCUGGUGGAUCUAAUCAAAGGUCACUUUUACGAGCUAUGCGUGCUGAGUACACCAGUAUUACUGAUGAAUUAGAGAGUUACUGUGGGCUUUUAAGUCCUCCGCGAACUCCUCCAGUAUCACCUCCACCUUGUAGAUCGAAAAAUGCUGUCGCAAUGAAUCCAGAAAUGGCAUGGCAAAUGGAAAAUGAACACUUACGUGAUGCUGAAGAAUGUGAUUAUCAACAAAUGGAGGAUCUUAUUCAUAGAAGAUACAUGAGAAGUAGUAAUGAAGAUUCAGAUAAUGAAGUAACCUCGAAAUUUAAAUUUAGUGUUACCAAUGAACAUAGAAUGUUGCGCAGAUCAUCAGCUAUUGAUGAAGAAUCACGAAGACCACCACCAACUAUUAGCGUUACACGGGAAAUCGAACAGACAUUGUCGAGACCACCAGCUAUACGUGAAGCUGAUGAUAAAGAUCCAACUGAUGAAGGAACUGUGCCUGCACCAGCUUCCGAAACUAUGUGUUAA
Cotesia congregata is the source of this 4962-nucleotide messenger RNA. The record is from the annotation of a GenBank genome assembly. Lineage: Eukaryota; Metazoa; Arthropoda; Insecta; Hymenoptera; Braconidae.